UUACAUUUAACAUUAAAACUAAGAGUCUUCUAGUUUAGACCUAGGCGUCUAAAUUAUCAACUGUGAUAAACAUUAAUCUCAUCUUGUCAGGUUUGUACAACGAAUCUUUUAUCUCUAAAAGGGAAACAUUAGCAUAGUCUUGCAAAAAGAGGAAAAACAUUACGAUAAGAAUUUGUAUUUUAUACAAAACAUUUUGAAAUGGUAAACACAAUUAAGCAAUUAGUAAGUUAUAUUCAAAGAAACCAUCUAUUAUUGUUAUUAUUAUUAUUAUUAUUAUUAUUAUUGAGGGUGGAGGCACUCUAUUAUUAUUCAUUCUUCUUCUUCUUCUUCUUCUUCUUCUUCUUCUUCUUCUUCUUCUUCUUCUCAUGACUAGGGUAUAGCAUGCUAUAGGACUAUUUGGUAAAAAGUUGUGAAAUUUGGCACACUGGCUGGGGGGCUCCUUAGUGAGGGUGUAAAGGAACAUUCUGACCAAAUUUGGGCCAGGUGCUGCCUACACAUUUACAACACCUAGCAGACACCCUUAUAAAGAGCGACUUACAAUGAUCUCAUUUGUAUGUAGAUGUAUUAUAUGUAUAUUUAUAAGUAGUUGAGGGAUAUGGUAAGCAGUGGCAGCUUGGUAGUCCUGAGAUUUGAGUUCAAAAGAUUCUGAUCACUAGCCCAACUCGUUAACCACCAAGUUACAACUUCCUUUCCAUUUCAUUCCCAUCAGGUCAAAUUUGGGCUUAAUAUGGAAGUACAUUUUUGAUCAGAACUUUUGAACCAUGUGUCCCAAAUUUAAAAGCCAUUGAACUGCACCCUGUGAUGUCAAUUCUGCCUAAAUAGAGUUUUUUUUUUUUUUGGCUUAAUUCAACCUAAUUUGGAAGACAUCAUCUUUAAACCAACCUGGCCAACCCGGAAUUUGCCUCUAAUGGGCCAAAUAAACUGACAGCUGUGGACAGAAAAGACUUUGUGCACUGACACAUGGUCUUCAAAACCAUGACCUGAGGCUAUUCAACAAGUAUCUUGCCUGUGCCACCUACUGGACCAAAGUUACAAUAUAUUUGUACAAUAUUUGUAUAGUGCUUUUAACAAUAGACAUUGUCUCAAAGCAGAUUUAAAGAAACAUUAAAAUUCAGAAUAAAAAUUACAAAGUUAAAAUGUCAUUUUUAUUUAUCCCUAAUGAACAAGCCUGAGACAACAGUGGCAAGAAAAAACUACAAGACAAUAUGAGGAAGAAACCUUCAGAGGAACCAGACUCAAAAAGGAACCCAUCCUCAUCUGGGUGACAACAGAGUGUCUUUCGUUUUGCUGGAGCUGUGAUUUUGCAUUUCAAACUAACACUUUAUUAUGGAAACUAAAUCUCAAGAGUCAUCAUCAACUGUAUAUGAUUUAGUCCAAAAGAGUCAGUUAAUCAGUGAAGGUCCACCUGCACGAUAUCGUCUCCUCACAACCAGAAGUAAUCUUGAUGAAGAAGGCUUAGUGAGAAAAUGGACAUUUGGACAGCGAUGUGUCAAUAUGCAAAACAAAAUCCUACUGAUGGUAGGAGAAACUGGAACAGGCAAAACUACUCUGAUCAAUGCCAUGGCAAAUUAUAUACUUGGGGUGAGGUUUACAGAUGACGUGUGGUUUGAAAUUACAGAAGAGGGAGGAGAUAAUCACAUGUCAGAUCAGUCAAAAAGUCAAACUAUUAAAAUCACUGUGUAUGAGGUCUUUUCCCAACACAACCCAAUCUGUCUUACUAUCAUUGACACUCCAGGUUAUGGAGACACCAGAGGAACAAAAUAUGACAAACAGAUUGCUGACAACCUUAGUAAACUGUUCCGCAAUGACACUGGAGUGAAAGAAAUUGAUGCAGUGUGUCUGGUAGUGAAGGCAUCUGAGAAUCGGCUCACUGACAGACAGCACUACAUCUUUGAUGCAGUUUUUUCCUUAUUUGGUAAAGAUAUAGAGAACAACAUUGUCAUAUUUGUCACUCACUCAGAUGGAAUGCCUCCAAAAGAUGCUCUUAACGCUAUCAUGAAUGCAGCAAUAGCCUGCAGGAAAAAUAAAGAAAAUGUACCAGAGCAUUUCUUAUUCAACAAUCGUCAAACUGAGGAAAGGAGACCGGAGUAUAACAGAGCUCUCCAGGCAACUUGGGAUCUAGCAGCAGACAGUUUGAAAUAUUUCUUCUCCUCCCUGAAAGAACAGAACAGAAAAAGCUUAGAGCAGACUGAAAAUGUUUUGAUUCAGUCCAAACGACUUGAAGCCUGUAUUUCUAAUCUACAAAGCCGUAUUGAGUUCGUAGAGGACAAAGUUAAUGAACUGACUCAGAUCCAGAAAGCCCUUGAGGAAAACCAAGAAAAGAUUAAGAAAAAGGAAAACUUUACUUUUACUGUCAUCAAGUCCUACAAAAAAUAUGUUUCCCUUUCCCGAAAUGCUUCAUGGCGGGACAGAAAGGUCACCAGUUGCACUGUAUGUAAGGAGAACUGUCAUGAAUAUAACUGCUGGUUGACCCCCAAUGCUUUGUGGUGUGACGUCAUUAAAAGAGAGUACUGCACUUCAUGCACAGGUAAAUGUCAUUUCACUAAACAUGUCAGAGAGAGCAAGAAAUAUGUUAUAGACAAAAAAAAGACCACAAUGACAUAUAAUGAUCUCAAUAGAAUUCUACAAUUCAAAAGAAACAAUAAUCCACAAUCAGAUAUCAACUUUGACUCAGAGUCCUUUGAAAGUGUAAAACGGGACCUGCAAUGCAAAAAGAAACAGGAAGAGGAGAAGUUAAGGAUAGAGAGGAGACUGAAUGAAGAACUGAUCAAGACUGUAAAGGAGAAGACUGAUCUGCUGGAAGAAGCCUACACCACCAUCAUGGAACUGUCUGAGAUUGCUUUAAAGACAGACUCUGCUUUCAUUGUUCAGUCUCUUGACUUCUUGAUCCCUCGAGCUGUGGAAACUGGAGAAUACUUUCUUGCUCAGAAACUGAGAGAGCUGAGAGAGAUUCCACCUGAAUCAAAGGAAAGAGUUAAUGCUGCAAUGGCAUAUGCAAGAGCAGGUAUCAGUAAACUGUUCCUGGGAUAUAAAUGAAUAUAGAUUAAACAUGGCCAUGUAACAUAUACAAAUGGAAUUCUGGACAUAUAUGAACCAGGUCUGCAAGUUUUUUCAUUUAAUAAAAUGAGUUGUGUUUAUUUAUUAAUGUUCUUGUUUAAGAUUUUACUUUGUUUUUGGUAAUCAUUGAAAAUCAUU
Hemibagrus wyckioides is the source of this 3195-nucleotide messenger RNA. RefSeq lists its product as uncharacterized. The transcript has 3 exons. The coding region runs from base 1327 to 3036 and encodes 569 amino acids. NCBI's taxonomy places the organism in Eukaryota, Metazoa, Chordata, Actinopteri, Siluriformes, Bagridae. The record is from RefSeq and is a predicted model, not a curated record. Gene Ontology annotation, molecular function: ATP hydrolysis activity; GTP binding.